Messenger RNA from Vanessa atalanta (red admiral), 1088 nucleotides. RefSeq names its product transcription factor btd-like. NCBI's taxonomy places the organism in Eukaryota, Metazoa, Arthropoda, Insecta, Lepidoptera, Nymphalidae. The record is from RefSeq and is a predicted model, not a curated record. The transcript has 2 exons. Bases 31 to 1062 code for a protein of 343 amino acids. Gene Ontology annotation, molecular function: RNA polymerase II cis-regulatory region sequence-specific DNA binding; DNA-binding transcription factor activity, RNA polymerase II-specific. Gene Ontology annotation, biological process: regulation of transcription by RNA polymerase II.
UGCGCUACGUUGUCACCACCGUCCCCGGAAAUGCAAUACGUGGAUCCGCCCGCACAACAGAUGAUGAACGUAAUGAGUGGUUACGGGUGUGGAUAUGGGCGAAGUGACGCGCUGUCACCAGCAUCAGAUUUAUCGUCCUGUAGCAGUGCUUCGUCGGGUACUUGGUGUGGUAGCACAUGGCGAGAGUUCCCACCCUACCCGCAAUACCCGGCGUAUUGGCCACCGAGUACUAAUACAGAAGAUGCCCGAGAGCUUCAACGUCGAUGUGCGAAAUGUCGUUGCCCCAACUGCCUGACUGAGGCAGCAGGUUUUGGACCUAAUUACGGCAAAGACGGCGCGAAACGAGAACACGUUUGCCACGUUCCCGGCUGUGGGAAGGUUUAUGGAAAAACGUCUCACCUUAAAGCUCACCUCCGCUGGCAUACUGGUGAACGUCCGUUUGUAUGCAAUUGGCUUUUCUGCGGUAAACGUUUUACUCGCUCCGAUGAAUUGCAACGACACUUACGCACCCACACUGGUGAAAAGCGAUUUGCUUGUCAACUAUGUACAAAGCGGUUCAUGCGUUCCGAUCAUCUUGCGAAACAUGUAAAAACUCAUGCAAAUGUAUCAAGAAAAUCUAAAAAAACGAAAGAAGAAGAAAAAGUUGAAACCCCAAAACCAAGUGAAGAUAAAAGUGAGCCGCCACAGAUGGCAAAUCAAAUAGCCUUGGCGCCUGCACCUCCCGUGUCAGUCGGAAGUUCAAACUAUGGGACAGUGCCAGUUACGAAUGCGGCACCGAAACAAAUGCUAAACUACGCCACAGUGGCCCCUCAUGUGAUGCACAGCGCUCCAACCAGUUACAACAGCAGUGCUGUAUUUGGAAGUGGUAGUGUCAUGUACGGAAGUGGUUGGUGUCAGGAUGUACGUCAGGAAGCUCUCUAUGCUCGACCGCAAGCGAGAGACCCACGGUUUUACCAACAAUAUCCAACACCACUCGCGGCAUAUCAGUGCGCGUCGAAGGAUAACUAUGCAGUUUUUCAAGGACAUUAUAAUUUACAACCACCAGUUGCUAUCGGACAGUAAAAUUUUUAAAUAGUUUGUGCACGUGC